AUGGGUUGGAAAGCAGCUGAGAAACUUAUUAGGCACUGGAAGGUUCUUAGAGGAGACAAUGUGAUGAUCAUAAGAGGCAAAGACAAGGGUGAGACAAGUGUCAUUAAGCGAGUCAUUUGCUCUCAGAAUCAUGUAAUUGUGGAGGGCAAAAAUCUGGUAAAGAAACAUAUCAAGCAAGGCCAAGGUCAUGAAGGCGGGAUAUUUACUGUUGAAGCCCCUCUUCAUGCUUCAAAUGUGCAAGUAACAGAUCCAGUAACAGGGAGGCCUUGUAAGGUUGGGGUUAAAUAUCUUGAGGAUGGAACAAAAGUUAGAGCAGUAAGAGGCACAGGAGCAUCGGGAUCUAUAAUCCCUCGUCCUGAGAUCUUGAAGAUAAGAGCUACCCCAAGACCUACCGUUGCUGGUUCAAAGGAUACUCCUAUGAAUCUUGUGUUAGAGAAGACGUAUGAUGCCAAAACAGGGAAGGGCAUGCCUGAACUUUGAGAGAACUAGUUUUAAUGUCAUUGCAGGUUAGAUGGAAAAUUUUGCAGAAAAAAGAUAGGAGCCAUAUUAGUUGUCGUAGUCUGGCGAAUGAUUAAUAAUUUCUUGUACUCAA
Messenger RNA from Rosa chinensis, 592 nucleotides. RefSeq names its product 50S ribosomal protein L24. NCBI's taxonomy places the organism in Eukaryota, Viridiplantae, Streptophyta, Magnoliopsida, Rosales, Rosaceae. Gene Ontology annotation, biological process: translation. The record is from RefSeq and is a predicted model, not a curated record. Gene Ontology annotation, molecular function: RNA binding; structural constituent of ribosome. Gene Ontology annotation, cellular component: mitochondrion; ribosome. The transcript is spliced from 5 exons. Bases 1 to 480 code for a protein of 159 amino acids.